GAACAAUCGAAUAAAGUUCGUUUGGAAGCGAUAAAACAACGUGCAUUAGAAAAGAAAGUAGAAAGGGAGAAAAUUACUCAGGCUUUAAGGAAAAAUGAAGGAUCAACGAAGUCAACGAACCAUAUAGUGUUUUCUGAUAAUAAUUUAUCACCAAAAAUAUCUGAAAAUCUCAACUUGUUUGAUUCGGAUGAAGAACAUAACGACGAACAAUCAAACUUGGAUAUAGCAAUUAAUCCAAUAUUUGAAGGCGAAUCUGGACGUGAACGUCUCUACAUUCAAAGAAAGUUUCAUGGUGAUGACCGGUUCAAAUUGACUAGCGAUUUUGUUAGUGACGAUGAAAAAAAUAAUGCAGAUGAAAAUAAUCCUGAGAAAAAUGACAAUAUGGAUCAAGUACUGCCAGAAGAAAAAGCAAACCAGAUUGGAAUCUUGAAAGGGCUUCUGGGUUAUGAUCCAAAUAAAUCUAAUCCUAAAAAGAAAUCGUUGCAAUGGAAAGAACUGGUUCAUUUUGAUCCUGAUGCGCCUGAAGCUAAGAAUCUCGAAUUGGAUAGUAUUCACGAAGAUUCGGAUUCGUCAGAACCUAUAACCGGGUCUAAAACAACGCAGUCACAGCCAUCACAGCCCUUACCACAAGUAUCAAAAGAAGUAAAGAUCGAAAUAAAUGCUGAUUUAAAAAGAAUGUUUGCUCCAAACGCUUUAAAAG
This is a messenger RNA of Racocetra persica, 700 nucleotides long. NCBI's taxonomy places the organism in Eukaryota, Fungi, Glomeromycota, Glomeromycetes, Diversisporales, Gigasporaceae. The record is from the annotation of a GenBank genome assembly.